GCUUGCAGAAGCUGCCACGCAGCUGGCUGGAAAAGCAAAGGGAGAGGGCCCCUCCCGGGAGGGGGAAGCGAAAAGGGUGGCGUCUCUAAGAGAUUUAACCUCCUACCCUCGGUUCCACACGCCACCCCCUCCCUCCAAAGACUGGGACGGCGCCUCCAUUUUUGUUUUGGGGCGGAAGGGCAGGGGCUCGUGGAUGGAAGGGGGUCAAGGGAAACGGUGAUUAUCACCUGUACGGGGCAACGGGUACCGUUCUUCUACCCUUUCUCUCAAUCUGCACCCCCCUCUGCAAACUGCCCCCCCACCUUCUCGGGGUCUCCCCCCCCCUUGUUGCUAAGGCCCAGACCGUCAUCCCAGCAACAGCCUCAGUCAUGUGACCGGCAAUGGCGGCGCUGACGGGAGCCCUGGUCAGCUGAGUGUGGAACUAGAGGGAUUUCUGCUGCUCUCGUUGUCCAUGGGCUUUCCAGGUCACACAACCUACAAGUAGGGAGCAGGGACAGUGAGAGAGAGCCUGCAUGCCAAUUCUAAGCUCUUCAGGAUCAAAUGUCGUUCGUCCUGUCCAGAAUGGCAGCCUGUGGAGGCACCUGCAAGAACAAAGUGACCGUCUCCAAGCCUGUGUGGGACUUCCUGAGCAAGGAGACCCCAGCCCGGCUGGCCCGGCUUCGGGAGGAGCACCGUGUGUCAAUCCUCAUAGAUGGCGAGACCUCUGACAUCUAUGUCCUCCAGCUUUCCCCGCAGGGCCCUCCUCCGGCCCCUCCCAAUGGGCUCUACCUGGCCCGGAAGGCUCUCAAGGGGCUGCUAAAAGAGGCCGAGAAAGAGCUGAAGAAAGCUCAGAGGCAGGGCGAGCUUAUGGGCUGCCUGGCUUUGGGGGGUGGUGGGGAGCACCCUGAGUUGCAUCGCCCAGGGCCCCCCCCUCCCCCUCUGCGAGCAGCCCCCCUUCUGCCCCCCGGGGCUCGGGGGCUUCCUCCCCCUCCUCCUCCCCUCCCCCCUCCCCUUCCUCCCCGCCUUCGGGAGGAGGCUGAAGAACAGGAGAGCACCUGUCCCAUCUGUCUGGGGGAGAUCCAGAACGCCAAGACAUUGGAGAAGUGCCGGCACUCAUUCUGUGAGGGCUGCAUCACCCGGGCCCUGCAGGUGAAAAAGGCCUGUCCCAUGUGUGGCCGCUUCUAUGGGCAGCUGGUGGGAAAUCAGCCGCAGAAUGGGCGGAUGCUGGUCUCUAAGGACGCCACACUCCUACUGCCCAGCUAUGAGAAGUACGGCACCAUCGUCAUCCAGUACGUCUUCCCGCCCGGUGUCCAGGGGGCUGAACACCCAAACCCAGGAGUUCGGUAUCCUGGCACCACAAGGGUGGCCUACCUCCCGGACUGCCCUGAGGGCAACAAGGUGCUGACCCUGUUCCGCAAAGCAUUUGACCAGCGUCUCACCUUCACUAUUGGCACGUCCAUGACCACAGGGAGACCGAAUGUCAUCACCUGGAACGACAUCCACCACAAGACCAGCUGCACAGGGGGACCCCAGCUGUGCGACCCUCCUUCAUUUCCUUUCCCUUGGCCCCUCCCCUUCUCUCCAUUUCCAAUAUUCCCCUCUCUCUGUGGGAACUUCCUCACUGCAGAGGACCACCCCCAAACUAUUCAACCGCCUCUUCCAUCCCAGUUUCUCUACAUUCAGCCUGGUCCAGUAUGCCAGUAUGCUCAGCUUAACCUACAAAAAUAAGGAGAACUGGGCUAAGUUAUCUCCCGUUUGGAUAUCCUUAGAGGAGGUGGGGAGGGGCUGGAAUGGGGCACCCAGAAUGAAGGUGAGCUUGAGGCUAAUAAGGAGUAAGCUGCAACAGCUAAUCCUUCAUUCCUUUUUGCUCCCAGGUUUGGGUACCCGGACCCCACCUACCUGACCCGGGUGCAAGAAGAGCUGAGAGCCAAGGGUAUCACAGAUGACUGAAGGACAUCCCCUUUGCCAAGCCCUUGUCUUUCUCCAUAGGACCCAGCGGAAGCCUCUGUUCUCCUCUCUCCCUCUGCCCCCCACACCACACAAACAGGGGAUCAGUCUGACAGGAGAAGGAGUUCAGAGAGGGAGGGGGCAAUCCCUUCCCCUGUCCCCCACAGGCCGAGCGCUUCAGUGCAGUGAGCCACUCCCUUCUGGCAGAGGGAUCUCCCAGGCUCUUCUCCCCUCCUCCCCCUGUACAUACUCCUAAUUUCCCUACCCCCUCCAUUGCCCUUGGCUUUUUCUGGUAUGUGCUGUGCUCCAGUGACUAAGCUGAGAAAGGACCUAGGUGGGGAAGGAGGGUCUCUUGAGCCCCUGCCCCCACAGACUGCUCCACUGCUGAACUUCGCUGUAGGGGAGGAGGAAUGGGGCCGAGGUGUGCCCCCGAGAAGCCGGCCUCGUGUGUUCUUCAGAAACAGUCCCCCUUCUACCUUAACCUUGUCCUUUCUCUCCUGUGUCUCCCUCUCUGUCCGUCUGUCUCCCGCUCUUCUCUGCCCCCUAUAAGGAGCCUCCUUACCCUGUUCUGGAAUCGCCGCCAGACUGUAGCUUUUAAUUUAAUACAAAUAAAGUAAAAUAUGCAACUCUC
Molecule: messenger RNA, 2557 nt
Organism: Mustela lutreola (European mink)
Lineage: Eukaryota; Metazoa; Chordata; Mammalia; Carnivora; Mustelidae
Gene: DTX3
Product: deltex E3 ubiquitin ligase 3
Exons: 5
Coding region: 541-1707 (388 amino acids)
Biological process (GO): protein ubiquitination; Notch signaling pathway
Source: RefSeq, a predicted model, not a curated record